CGAAUCAGCUCAUCUGUUUGUUAUUCAAGAAAAGAGUUCAACCACAAAAUGAAGCUCGUGUUUAUCUUGUUACUUGCUGCAAGACUAUGUGCAUCUAAACCAAAAGACGAAUCAGCUAUGAGCAAAAUUUUGAAGGUAAAUGGUAACGACAAAACAUUGUUUUUUGGAGACGAAAAGUUGACAACAGAAGAAAUGAGACAGCUUUUUCCAGAACAGUUUGGUGUUUCAAGAAAAAGAAGAGGACUAACAAAGAAAAGUGCCAACUUGAGAUGGCCUAAUAACGAAAUGCCUUACACGUUAUCUGAUAACUUCUCUGAAACUGAAAAAACGAGCAUUCGCGACGCUAUAGAUAUCAUCAGGUCAGUAACAUGUAUCCAAUUCACCGAAUACGCACUCACCAGUGCACCACAAGAUCAUGUGGCUAUAUUUCCAGGAUCAGGGUGCUGGUCAUACGUUGGAAAAAUAGGAGGCGUACAACAAUUAUCUUUGGCACAUGGGGGGUGUAUUAAUUCAGGGACAAUCAUACAUGAAGUACUUCAUGCGCUUGGUGUCCACCAUGAACAAGCGAGAGCCGACAGAGAUAGUUACGUUACAAUCAAUAUACUGAAUAUAAUAAUAGGUCGUGAAUUUAACUUUGACAAACGAGAUACUGAUAGCUUGGGCGUUGAAUACGAUCCAAAAUCAGUGAUGCACUAUGGCAACAAUGCUUUCUCAAAUGGUGAUGGUCCAACAAUAACUUGGAAAGCUAACGCGUCUUUGUCAUUAGGGGGAAAUGAACUGACUGAAAAAGACAUCAAACAAAUGAAUUUAUUUUACGAAUGCAAUGCUCCAACUACCUCGACUGUAACCACAACGCCUGCAACAACUACUCCUGAAGAGACUACUUCUACAACCACCACCACCACCACACCUGCAACAACUACUCCUGAAGAGACUACUUCUACCACCACCACUACCACCACUACCACCACUACCACCACUACCACCACCACACCUACAACAACUACUCCUAAAGAGACUACUUCUACCACCACCACCACCACCACACCUGCAACAACUACUCCUAAAGAAACUACUUCUACAACCACCACCACCACCACCACACCUGCAACAACAGCGAGUUCUACCAAAACUCCUGGAACACGCUGCCGCGAUAGAUUGAAAAUAUGCUAUUUGGUUCGAUUUCAAAGAAGAAGGUUAUGUCGCAGAUUCGGAGGACUUUGUCGUCGCUCAUGUCGCUUAUGUAGAUGGAGAAACAAACCGAGAAAAGCUUAAUGUUGUAUGAUAGUCCUGUUUGUCAGUUUUGAUUUACGAACUUAAAAUCCCUGGAUGAAUGCUAACAAUAAAUUGGGAGAGCAAAGAUAUUGGUCUAACACUUGCAUAUAAGCUAGCUAGCAUUCUAGUAACUUUAGGCAACUUGCCGUAUGUUAAUU
Hydractinia symbiolongicarpus is the source of this 1433-nucleotide messenger RNA. Its product is annotated as low choriolytic enzyme-like. Bases 49 to 1275 code for a protein of 408 amino acids. Gene Ontology annotation, molecular function: zinc ion binding; metalloendopeptidase activity. Lineage: Eukaryota; Metazoa; Cnidaria; Hydrozoa; Anthoathecata; Hydractiniidae. Gene Ontology annotation, biological process: proteolysis. The record is from RefSeq and is a predicted model, not a curated record. The transcript has 8 exons.